Molecule: messenger RNA, 2149 nt
Organism: Sciurus carolinensis (gray squirrel)
Lineage: Eukaryota; Metazoa; Chordata; Mammalia; Rodentia; Sciuridae
Gene: Lsm12
Product: LSM12 homolog
Exons: 5
Coding region: 83-670 (195 amino acids)
Molecular function (GO): RNA binding
Source: RefSeq, a predicted model, not a curated record
CGUCGCGGCGCGGCGCUUACUGGGGGCCCGGCUUUCGCCCGCUGCUGCCGCCGCCGCCGCCGGCCGCGGCUGCUCUCCCAAGAUGGCGGCUCCUCCGGGCGAGUACUUCAGCGUUGGGAGCCAGGUGUCGUGCCGGACGUGCCAGGAGCAGCGGCUGCAGGGCGAGGUGGUAGCCUUCGACUACCAGUCCAAAAUGCUGGCUUUAAAAUGUCCCUCUUCCAGUGGAAAGCCCAACCAUGCAGACAUCUUGCUCAUAAACUUACAGUAUGUUUCAGAAGUGGAAAUAAUUAAUGACCGAACAGAAACCCCUCCUCCCCUAGCUUCACUCAAUGUUAGUAAGCUUGCCAGCAAAGCACGGACAGAGAAGGAGGAGAAGCUGAGCCAGGCCUAUGCAAUCAGCGCUGGUGUCUCCCUAGAGGGCCAGCAGCUCUUCCAGACCAUUCACAAGACCAUUAAAGACUGUAAAUGGCAAGAAAAAAACAUCGUAGUCAUGGAAGAAGUUGUUAUUACACCCCCAUAUCAAGUGGAAAACUGUAAAGGCAAAGAGGGGAGUGCACUGAGCCAUGUACGCAAAAUAGUUGAAAAACAUUUUAGAGAUGUGGAAAGCCAAAAGAUACUGCAGCGUUCACAAGCCCAACAACCACAGAAGGAGGCUGCUCUGUCAUCCUGAGUCCACACACAUGGAGGACUCUUCCAGCAUCCAGCCAAGGAGGCAGUGGUGGUGGCUUCAGCGGAGGCAGGCCGGGGGAGGGAAGGGAUCCUAUAUUUCCUGUUGGCUCUUGUUAACAAAGGGUCAGCAUUUCCAAAUCUUAGACUUGAACAAACAAAACACCCAACAAAAAAGAACAAGAGAAUAAUUUAAAAGUUGAAUCAUUACUUGACUAACAGACUUUGGUCCACCAUGUCCUUUUCACAGCCCCCUUCUGGAACAGUCACCUUGUUAAUUUUAUUUUUGAAAAUUCCUUUCCGGCUCUGCCCUUUGACUUCUGACUUUCCUUUCCUAGUCUGUUCCUGCCAUUCUGUUUUUAUAAGUGGCUACACUUGCCUUCUGAAUGAUCGAAAGAAACUUUUACAUCUUUUCUUCCAAAAUAAAAGUAACAAGCUGACUGUGAUUCUUAAGUUGAGACCUGAGCAGCAGACGGUGGUCUCACUUUAAAUUUUUCUUUUUUUUUUUUUUUUUUCUUUAACUUUUUUUUUCUUUUUUGCACAGGGCAUGGCUUGAAUUAGUUUUAUUUUUCUUAACUUUAAAUAUAUAUAUGAAAAUAUAUAUUAAAAUGUUCUCUAAAUAUUUUCUGCUUCUUGCAGGUCUCUUUUUACUAGAUCAUGGCCGUUCUUCCCACCUCAUCCCUCUGGAAAAAAAAAUGUGUUGCCCUUUCCACCACCCGUAAUAGCCAGGACAACUAACUUGACUUAGUUACAGCAAGAAUCUCCUGCAGCACUUUGUAGAGCCCGUGUGUGCAGAUGGGAUUUGGCUUUAAGGGUUCCUGAUAGCUUUUCAGUCUUUAUGUAUGUAACAGUCUCACGUUUGGCCCCAGCCUCAGGACUCUCCCUCUGCCUUUGUUGUACUUCAUGGUACUAGAAGAUCCUCUUCGCCACUCUCCACGUGGGAGAGUCAGCUGCCCUUCCUCCUGUGCCUCUGCAAGCAGAGAACUGCUUGCAUGGCACAUCUCAGCUCUUCCUCCUUGAGGGAUGAUUUUCUUUUCUAAGAAACAUGGAGUCUGUCUACCUGACCUCUCUUAAAAUCUAUAUUCAGAACCUCUAGCCCAGGAAAAAGCUUGGGUGACCUCUAGUUUCUCUUCUCUUGUCAUCUUCCUGCUCUUCUGCCCUGCCUCCACCCCCUGAAAUUUUACAAGCUAUUGAUAGUUUGUAUGCGCUCAGCCAAUGGGCAGAAAACCUGGAAAGAAUUUCUGGACUUUAGCCCACCAGUUUGUCUGGUUUGACUAACCUGCUGAGAACUGAAAGUGGCACUUAUCCCUGGGCCUUCAGGGUGGUCUCAUGGGACGAGUGCUACCAGAUGAAUAUCAGGCACUGAGUGGGAUGUGGGUGAUGCUCAUGUGACUGGCUAGAGCUUUGGGGGUGGGGUGGGGGUUAACUACUAUUUUUUUGGCCAUGAUCUCUUUCCCCUUCCCUUUUUUUUUUAAUUAAAUAA